This is a messenger RNA of Numida meleagris (helmeted guineafowl), 1036 nucleotides long. RefSeq names its product V-type proton ATPase subunit e 2. Gene Ontology annotation, cellular component: proton-transporting V-type ATPase, V0 domain. The record is from RefSeq and is a predicted model, not a curated record. NCBI's taxonomy places the organism in Eukaryota, Metazoa, Chordata, Aves, Galliformes, Numididae. Gene Ontology annotation, molecular function: proton-transporting ATPase activity, rotational mechanism. Gene Ontology annotation, biological process: proton transmembrane transport. Bases 74 to 439 code for a protein of 121 amino acids. The transcript is spliced from 4 exons.
CGGGAGGUCGCUGCGUCCGAUGCCGCGCUGCGGCGCCCCCUGCUGGUGAGGCUGUCUAAAUGCCUCUCCGCCAAUGGGAGUUGGCAGGGCGGUCAGCGCGCAGCGCUCUGCACGCGGAUUGGCCGCUGCCCGCGGCAGUGGGCGGGGCGUUAGCCUUAGCGGUGGGUGCGGGUGCGCGGUAGCGGGAGCGGCCAUGACGGCGCACAGCUUCGCGCUGCCCCUCGUCCUCUUCUCCGCCUUCUGGGGCCUGGUGGGCAUCGCCGCCCCCUGGUUCGUGCCCAAGGGGCCCAACCGCGGGGUGAUCAUCACGAUGCUGGUCACCACGGCCGUGUGCUGCUACCUCUUCUGGCUUAUCACUAUCCUGGCCCAGGCCAACCCCCUUUUUGGGCCGCAGUUGAAGAACGAGACCAUCUGGUACGUGCGCUUCCUCUGGGAGUGAUCCCCGACAGCAGCCAUAGAGACCCCACCAUCACCCUCUUGCUGCUCCAGCAUCUUCCAUACCAGGCAGUACCCAGAGGUGCUGGGCCAGAGGCUGGAGCCUCUGCCCCAGUGUGCUCCGAGCACUGCAGCCUAGUGCUGGCCAGGCCCCUGCUGUUGGCAGGCAGCAUCCAUGCUGUGACGAGGGCCCCAGGGCACCCUGCAUGUGGUCAGUCAGUCCCUACUUGGCCAGGGGUGGUCCUUGCUAAGGCAGGGUCUAGCUGUGGCUGAAGAAAGGGAAGGCUGAGCCUGCUGGAGGAAACAGACUGCUGUGGAUGUGAGGGAGGUGCUGGGAUCCUGGGGAUGGGCUCCUAGUCAGCAGUGUGCUCAGCCUGGGGCUCUCAUCUCCCAACUCUGCAGUGCAGGUGCUGCAGUAUUACGUAGGUACCACCAUUCUUCUCCUCUGCCCACAUUCUGUGAACUGAAUAUUGAGUUGUCUUUGGUCUGCCCCUUAUUUAUCAGAUAACUCAUUGGUAUUAUUCAUUUAUUUAUUUAUUUGUAUUUGUCUGUGUUUGCUGAACUUGUGUUGUGGAAAUAAAUCUCUUCUUUUUCCUAGUAA